AUGGAAUUCUGGAACUCCACCUUGGGAAGUGAUUUCAUUUUGGUGGGAAUUCUGAAUGACAGUGAGUUUCCUGAACUGCUCUGCUCCAUAUUCUUAGCCUUGUACACAAUGGCCCUGACCAGCAAUGGCCUGCUUCUCCUGGUCAUCGCAAUGGAUUCCCAUCUCCAUGUGCCCAUGUACCUCCUGCUUGGACAGCUCUCUCUCAUGGACCUCCUCUUCACAUCUGUUGUCACUCCAAAGGCCCUUGUGGACUUUCUGCACCAAGAAAACUCCAUCUCCUUUGGAGGCUGUGCCCUUCAGAUGUUCCUGGCACUAACAUUGGGUGGUGCCGAGGACCUCUUGCUGGCCUUCAUGGCUUAUGACAGGUAUGUGGCCAUUUGUCAUCCUCUGAACUACAUGGUCCUCAUGAGACCAAGGGUCUGCUGGCUCAUGGUGGCCACUUCCUGGAUCCUGGCAUCUCUGAGUGCUCUGUGUCAUACUUUGUAUACCAUGCACUUCACUUUCUGCAAGUCCCGAGAAAUCAGACACCUGCUUUGUGAGAUUCCCCCUCUGCUGAAGCUGGCCUGUGCUGAUACUUCCAGAUAUGAGCUCAUGGUGUAUGUGACAGGUGUGGUUUUUCUCUUGCUUCCUCUCUCUGUCAUUGUUGCUUCCUAUAUGUUAAUACUAUUGACUGUACUCCGUAUGUCCUCAAAUGAGGGGCUACAGAAAGCUCUUGUCACAUGCUCCUCCCACCUAACUGUGGUUGGGAUGUUCUACGGGGCUGCUACAUUCAUGUACGUCCUUCCCAGUUCCUAUCAUAGCUCAAAACAGGAUAAUAUCAUCUCUGUUUUCUAUACCAUAGUUACUCCAGCUCUAAACCCUCUCAUCUACAGCCUUAGAAAUAAAGAGGUUAUGGGGGCCCUUAAGAGGGUUUUGAGAAAAUACAUGUAG
This is a messenger RNA of Elephantulus edwardii (Cape elephant shrew), 930 nucleotides long. Its product is annotated as olfactory receptor 2AG2-like. The record is from RefSeq and is a predicted model, not a curated record. NCBI's taxonomy places the organism in Eukaryota, Metazoa, Chordata, Mammalia, Macroscelidea, Macroscelididae. Gene Ontology annotation, molecular function: olfactory receptor activity; G protein-coupled receptor activity. Gene Ontology annotation, cellular component: membrane. Bases 1 to 930 code for a protein of 309 amino acids. The transcript has a single exon. Gene Ontology annotation, biological process: G protein-coupled receptor signaling pathway.